Scleropages formosus (Asian bonytongue) is the source of this 3210-nucleotide messenger RNA. RefSeq names its product interferon regulatory factor 2 binding protein 1 (gene irf2bp1). Gene Ontology annotation, cellular component: nucleus. Gene Ontology annotation, biological process: regulation of transcription by RNA polymerase II. The transcript is spliced from 2 exons. Gene Ontology annotation, molecular function: transcription corepressor activity. The coding region runs from base 281 to 2176 and encodes 631 amino acids. The record is from RefSeq and is a predicted model, not a curated record. NCBI's taxonomy places the organism in Eukaryota, Metazoa, Chordata, Actinopteri, Osteoglossiformes, Osteoglossidae.
UGUGUUGUCGUUAAGACUACAUAUCCCAGAAUGCAACGCAGCUGCGUUGUGUAAGUUUCCAGCGUCUUCCAGGAGAAGCACUUCCACUCAGCCGGAGGCGCGAACGACCGCAGGGAAGACAAAACUUUUACGAAUAACAUAUUCCUCUAAAAGACUGCGAGUACUUCGUUUGGAAAAAAGUAUACAGAAGCGUUCAGCGUAACGAAAGUAGCAGAGACGAAGCGGAAUAGGUAACCCGGAAAACAGGAGGUUAAGAAAAAGGAAAAGAGGGCCUGAGAAAAUGUCCUCUGCUUCACAGGCAUCUUCCAGGCGGCAGUGGUGUUACCUCUGUGACCUCCCCAAAAUGCCCUGGGCGAUGAUCUGGGACUUCAGCGAGGCUGUAUGUCGAGGAUGUGUGAACUACGAGGGGGCAGACAGGAUUGAGUUCCUCAUUGAAACUGCCCGGCAACUCAAGAGAACACAUGUAAUGCAGGACGGCAGGUCUCCUGGCCCCCAGCCAGGUAAACACGGCAAGGAUGGGCCGAUGGAGGGCGGGAGACAGUCGGCAGAGCGUUUUGACCGUGGACGGGGGGACUAUGGGGUGCCGACACGUCUUCCUAACGGGCUCCCUAGGCCCGAAGACGGCGGUCCUCCGGAAGUAAGCAGGCAGAGCCCUAAUGCCAGAAGGGCCAUGGUGGGCACUGUGCCCCCGAACCUGAUGGCCCAGAGCUUGGUGGGGACCCCACAUGGCUUGUUGGCAGCCGUGCCAGGCCUCAACUCCAGAUCUGGUGGGACCCUCACUAUCUCCUCCCCGAUUCUCAACGAGAUCAGCAAGCGGCAGGUGAUGGGCAUGGGGAUGGGCAUGGCCUCCUUUAUUAGUCCUGAUUUUGAGAAAGAGCUGAAAGAGAAGCAAAGGAAUGCCGAAGCCCUGGCAGAGCUUUCGGAGAGUGUCCGAAACCGCGCGGAUGACUGGGCCAGUCGGCCCAAGACCGUACGGGAUAUCCUGCAAACUCUCUCCAACUGCACCCCCUUCAACGUGCGCUUUAAGAAGGAUCACAGCCUAGUGGGCCGCAUCUUUGCGUUUGAUGCAAAGCUGGGUCUGGAGUUUGAACUUAAGGUGUUUGUUGAGUACCCCUGUGGCUCUGGCAAUGUUUUCUCCAGCUUGGUCAGCCUCGUAAAGCAGAUGUUCCAUGAUAGCCAGAAGGACACAGGCAACAAAGUAAUCAGCUCGGGGUUUAAGUAUGUGGAGUAUGAGAAACGGCAUGGCACCGGAGACUGGCGCCUUCUCUCUGAGCUGCUUCCUGAUGGUGUGCGAGCUUUCAAGGAGGUCCCAGGGCCUGAGGUACUCCCUCAGCCCUACCUGGAUGCCAACUGUUCUAUGCUACCCACUGCCUUGUGCAAUAUGGGUCGCUCGGCCCAGUCUCGUGUGCGCCGUCGAAAGGCAUCCCCUGAACCUGAGAUUGGAGGGGACAAGGUGUUGACUGAGGAGCAGCUGCGGCAGCAAUGGCACCCUGGGACUUCAGUCGGGGGACUGUAUGCGGGUAUGACUGCCCAUUUGCCUGGCAUCCCCAUGUCUGCCGUUGGCCAGGCUCCAUCCAUGCCAGAGGGGUCAGGUGCGCACAGCGACCCGUCUCCAAUAUCAGCACUAAUGAGCGUAGCUGAUAACCUUGGCAGUGCUGGGCAAUCGCCUAAAGAUGCUACACCAAGCAGCAGCAGCAGCAGUCUGGCCCACUCCAUGGGGGCACGCCAGAAUAGCGGCAGUCCGUCUGCAGCCACGUCGGCUGGCCAGCAGCGCCGACUUGCCUCUCGCAAUGGAGAGCCCCACAGCAGUGGAAGUUCGUCAUGUGCCAGCAGUAGUGGUGCAGCCCUCCCACUUGCCCCUGCUGGUGACCAUGGUGCUGCUCCUGGGGGGGAGCCUGCAGCAGCUGUUGCCAGCACCCCACUGUGUUGCACCAUCUGCCACGAGCGCCUGGAGGACACGCAUUUUGUCCAGUGUCCAUCUGUGCCCAGCCACAAGUUCUGCUUCCCCUGUACGCGUAAUUUCAUCCGAGGGCAGAGUGCUGGCAGUGAGGUUUACUGCCCUAGUGGAGAGAAGUGCCCCCUCGUGGGAUCCAAUGUGCCCUGGGCCUUCAUGCAGGGUGAGAUCGCUACCAUCCUGGCUGGGGAUGUGAAGGUGAAGAAGGAGCGUGACCCCUGAUUGCAAUGGAUAGUUAAGGCUUGUACAAGUGCCAUCAAGAAGAGGCUGGAGAGAACCAUUCUCCCUGCGAUUUCCCCCGCCCCAACUCCCCCCCAGACCAGGAGUGUUGGAGGCAUGUUCCCAUUUCCCUACCCACUGCAAGGUGAUGCUGUCAAGGGGCUUGGUGAGAAGAUGUCUCCUCACUUUUUGUUAGCAACUUUUAAAAUAAGAAUGGGUUGGAUUAUUACAACGUUUAACAAAUAUAUGAAUGUACUGUCUACAGAAGUGUCAAGUUACAAUAGUAAAGAAAGUAUCAUUUGCAAUACAAAUACACAUGGUUCUGCUUCAUUUUCUACCUUUUUGCUGUUUACAAACUUGAAGAAUGUCAUUUGACAUGAGGAUUGUUUUUCCUCUGUCAUGAAAGCAACUGCCAACAUUGUUUUGACAAUCCGAGAAAACAAGACUGGAACUUCUAGUUCUGUUAGUACUGCAGCAAAGGCCCCUUGUCCAGCAUGCAUAAUGUAGAUCUCUUUAUAUUUUAUAUUGUGCACACAGAUGUAGGAAUUCUUUCAAGAUUAUAUACACACUAUAUAAAACGUGCAGUCUUUAGUUUUGAUACCAUAUGGCUUUAUGUGUCACAGAGUAAAUAAGUGAAUAGAAAACCAAAGAUGGCUUCAUGCUGAUAUGUACAAGCUCUGUAAUGCCGUAUUCUAUAUUUCUGGAGUAUUUGGCUUUUUAUAUGUGUAAAGUAACAGGGAAAUAAUGCGCUAGUGAGGAUUCGUCUAGAACAUACAUAGAGAGCAUUCAGGGACUACACAGAUAUAACGAUCCAAGCACCACAAUGUGUUCUUGUUACCAUCUAUUUCUAAACUGAUACACCCCUGAAUUAAAGUGUAGUCAUAGAGUUUAUUGUGUAUUGUCAAUAGAGUAACGCUCUUGUGCUAUGCAGUUGUAUUUUUGGCUUGAUCAAAAAGUGGUUAAUUUCUAAUGAAAUUGUUGGAAAGAUCGAGCCAUUUUCUUUAAAUUUAAAUUUCUGAAUUCACUUUUUUUUUCCC